ACUCGCACGAGUACAAAACUGUCGAUAGACGACCGCGACGCGUCCAGAUUGGUACCCACCGCGUCAUUCGACGGAUAUCUCACUGUGGCUGUUUUUGUUGUCUCUCAUCGACUUAUAACAAUAUUGAUAUAAACGACACGCGCAAGUGUGUCACUGGGAAUAAAUAGUGUGUUGCAGCGGUAGCCGGUGCAAGAAUGAAUGCCACCACCAUUGCGACCACCAUCUUGGAAGAGAUGCCACAGUUCACAUGGCACGAUUAUUUGUUCUUCAUUAUCCUGCUUUUGCUCAGCGCCGCCAUCGGUGUAUAUUUUGGUUUCUUCCAGAAGAAAGAAGACAGUGCAGAUGAAUACCUUCUUGGCGGAAAAGAAAUGGGCGUGUUUGAGAUAUCCAUGUCUCUGAUUGCCAGUACAAUUUCCGGAAUAACAAUAUUAUCAGUGCCAUCGGAGAUUUACCGGUUUGGCUUCAGUUAUUGGCUGAGUAUAUUCUCAGCAGCUGCAGUUUUGAUCUUCUCAUACUUGUGCGUGAUUCCGGUGUUUACCAAACUGAAAACCCCGAGUACCUAUGAAUACUUAAAUAGUAGAUUUGAUGAAAGCAUUCGUGGUAUCUCAUCGUUACUGUUUACCAUGUCUAUGUUUUUGUACCUGCCUAUUGUGAUUUACAUCCCUGCAUUGGCCCUAGCGCAAGGGACCGGCUUUUAUAUACAUCAUAUCACACCUCUUAUUUGUGGUGUGUGUAUAUUUUAUACAACAGUUGGUGGGCUCAAGGCAGUAGUCUGGACAGAUGCACUACAAUUUGUUGUGAUGAUUGGAGCAACCCUAGUGGUAACUUAUGUUGGGACAACUGCAUCAGGAGGCAUUGGGGCUGUCAUGCGUGACGCCCAAGAUGGCGGACGCCUUGACUUAGAUUAUGAUGUAGACCCAACAAAACGUGAUACUCUUUGGACGAUAAUCCUUGGAAUGUUUUUCUUAUGGAAUGGAAUUAUCACGUUUGGUCAGGGUUGUGUUCAGAAAUGUUUAGCACUUCCCAAUUCUCGUAAAAUCCGCAACGCGUACAUUGCGUUCGGCAUUGGUAUCAUCGCGUUUUUCAGCUUCAGCACUUACAUUGGUCUAAUGAUGUACGCCAGGUACAAAACAUGCGAUCCGUACAUGAAUAAGAAAAUCAACAUUUACGACCAGAUCUUGCCUUUGUACAUACUUGAAGUGACGAGUAACAUUCCGGGUCUGCCUGGUGUAUUCAUUGCGGGUGUAUUCAGCGCAUCCCUAAGCACACUCUCCGCUGCAAUGAACGCAUUAUCAUGCACGCUUUACGAAGACUUUAUCUUGGCCCAUUUACCCAAAGAUAUCUCUCAACGAAAAAUCAAUUUAAUUCUUAAAACAAUUGUCAUAGCAGUCGGAGUUGUCUGCACCGCCUUGGUGUUUGUAGUGCAAAAAUUCAAAUCAAUUCUAGAAAUUGGUUUGACGUUUGGCAGUUUUACUCAGGGACCAGCAAUUGGCUUAUUUGCUUUGGGCAUGUUUGUACCUAAAGCCAAUACAAAGGGUGCACUAGCAGGAACUAUUGGUACUAUGCUCAUUAUGGGUUGGAUUAUUUUCACGAAAUUGUAUUACAAGAUGUCGGGAUACAUCACUGACCAUCCCAAAGUAGUAUCAACCGUGGAUUGCAUGUAUUCGGCAAACACAACAUUUCGAGAAUUUCCACCCGAGCCAACGUGGUCACCUCCAUUUAUCUAUAGAAUCACUCAUUACUACUACGGCAUGAUGGGCUGCCUUCUUGUACUUCUCAUUGGCAUUCCAGUCAGUUACAUGACCAGAAGUGGAAAAGAAAAACCCGUCUCCAAAGAUCUCAUCAGUCCGGCAAUGCAUUGGGCGUUGGAUAAAACAGUGCUGCCUGAAUACUACAGUGUCGCGAAAGCCAGCCAAAUAGUCGUGAACCAAAAAUAACCACUUAUUCUUGUAUUAUCUAGAUUCCUAGGUAUUAGCUUUGUUAACUUUGUACAUACACAGAUAUUUGUGGCAAAAUAUAAAUUAUUACGUUUGAAGAUAAGACUUACACGUAUGCGUAUUUACACGUGUUUUCAGUAUCAUCUUGGCAAAUAAUCAAAAUGACGUCUCACUUAAUAAAAUUUUACGUUAUGAAUAUUAAUUGUGCGUAGAAAAGCCAAGAACAACGAAAUUAAUGCGUAGAAUAGAACAUUAUACCUUCGGUGAAGACAUUGAAAGUUCAAUCAAUUAAAAAUAUGUUUUGAUGUCAUUGAUGUAAAUAAAACAAUUCCACUUGUUCGA
Messenger RNA from Dalotia coriaria, 2279 nucleotides. Its product is annotated as sodium-coupled monocarboxylate transporter 2-like. Lineage: Eukaryota; Metazoa; Arthropoda; Insecta; Coleoptera; Staphylinidae. Gene Ontology annotation, cellular component: membrane. Gene Ontology annotation, biological process: sodium ion transport; transmembrane transport. Gene Ontology annotation, molecular function: symporter activity. The record is from RefSeq and is a predicted model, not a curated record. The transcript has 3 exons. Bases 195 to 1937 code for a protein of 580 amino acids.